Mus caroli (Ryukyu mouse) is the source of this 862-nucleotide messenger RNA. Lineage: Eukaryota; Metazoa; Chordata; Mammalia; Rodentia; Muridae. The record is from RefSeq and is a predicted model, not a curated record.
AGGUUCACAUUGAGAUCCACUGAAAGCCAUCCUUGACUGAUAGGCCUCACCCGACUCACUGCAUCAGAGGGCACAGAGCAUGAAGGCUGGGAGAGGGACCCUGGGUGUCUGCCUGGCCAAGCAGUCCCAAGGAGGUGACCCGUACAAACUAGCAUGUGGCCUUAAGGAAAGAAGUCAGAAGAGGAACCCCAGAGCAUCAGUUGUGCCUUCUUGGACAGACCUGCCUAUAGCAGAUAGCCAUAGAAAGUCACUGGCCAUGGCGGUGGCAGCCUCAGACAUGAAGCAUGGUCAGAGCAAGGCCAGCCUCCUGAGUCAUGGUGGCUUCAAAGUGCUUCAGUCUCUGAAAGAAUUAAUGGGGAGAAGUUCAGCUCCAGCAGCCUCCCUCGGCAAGGCUGUGGCUCUGUCCCCUGCUCCUUCAGAAGAACAACUAGCCGGGAUGUCCUGUGGCAUUGGGGAUGCACUAGGAAGUGCCUGGCCAGGAAAAGAGCCCAGAGCCACUGACAACCGUGGACAAUACCUCAAAGGAGAGUCCUGGGUGUCAGGACAGCCAGGCCAUCCAAAACUGAGGGAAGUGGGAUUCCUAAGAGGUGACCCACUAAGUGCUGUCCCCAAGGGGCUAGGCACCUGGUCAGAACUGUCUCACCGAUACUCUGAGCUGUGCCAGCUGCCGUAUGCUUACCCCUAUUAUAAAGUUCUCCCAGAAGAUGAGCUGAGAUGUGUGUCCCUUGACCGUUUCAAUCCCGUGCUUUCAGAGGAAACAGUAAAAGGUGAGAAAGCUCUCAAGUACUUCAGAUGGUCUGCAGAUAGUCAUGGGGUCACUGACUCUGCAAUCUUCCAGAUUAGCAAGUCUCUGAUGCCAUAG